AGCUUGAAAAAGGUUGAUUUAAAGAAGUCUUCGUAAGGCUUUCCUCUGGGCAAAUUCAAUUCUCUUCAAAUCAAAUCCUCGUAGUUAUUAUUUCAAUACAUACCACAAAAAAAGAACAAUCCAUCAAAUCUGCCUCACACAAUGUCGGAAAUACUGUCAAUUGAGACAGAGGUUAUACGACCACAGACACCUGAGGACCGUUCAACUUAUACAGAGUCUAAGAAUCCCUCGGACUCGAUGGUGUUGUUCAAUGUGGAUGAUAGUGCUUGGUUGAGCAUUCCAAGGAAAGGGAAUUUUGAAUUCAAAAUCUUUGCAAGAAAGCAAGAGAAGGGAAAAUUCGUGUAUCAAGUCAAGGACCCCAAAACUGGGGUUCUGUACAAGGAAGGUGAAUGGGUUAAACAGGAAAGGCUCAGUUCAGCUUGA
Botrytis byssoidea is the source of this 423-nucleotide messenger RNA. RefSeq lists its product as uncharacterized. Bases 142 to 423 code for a protein of 93 amino acids. The record is from RefSeq and is a predicted model, not a curated record. NCBI's taxonomy places the organism in Eukaryota, Fungi, Ascomycota, Leotiomycetes, Helotiales, Sclerotiniaceae. The transcript has 3 exons.